Molecule: messenger RNA, 1899 nt
Organism: Scedosporium apiospermum
Lineage: Eukaryota; Fungi; Ascomycota; Sordariomycetes; Microascales; Microascaceae
Exons: 3
Coding region: 1-1899 (632 amino acids)
Source: RefSeq, a predicted model, not a curated record
AUGUCUUCGGGAAACCAGCCCGACUCGUCGGCUUCGGCCCAACCGCCGACCCCAAUGAAAUCGACUCCCACUCCCCAGCGCCCUCCGAACCCUCGACAUCACCACACCGUCCCGUCCACCCUUCCCAUGCGCAACAUCUCCCUCGACCGCAUCCUCCAAGGCUCCUCCGACAUCCCCUCCGGCCAACCACGCACCCCCCCUCCCCGUCCCCGCCCCCUCGCCAAGCAUCAACAACAGCAACCCCAAGCCGCCCGCCGAGCCGCUGGACCCCCGCGCGGCCUACCGCAUGCACUCUCCCGCACCGGCCAGCACAUCCCCUCGCGUACCACCAAGCUAAGCGAGAAGCUCGUCCUGCUGCCCGAAGCCGAAGAGGAUGGUUUGCUCGAGGAUGAGGAGCUUUCUGAGGGCGCCAUUAAUCGGCGCCUGGCCGAGGUCGAGGACGGGCCCUUGAGGGACGAGGAGAGAGAUGUGCUGAAGAAGAGGGGUGGUAUCCGCGGCAAGAGUUACGCCGAGCGGCUACCCAAGGUUCAGAGGACGGAAAAGGUCUCGCGAUUGACGGCGUAUUGUACGGCCCAGUCAUUCAAGAUGAAGCAGACGGCCGAGUUUUUGAAGAACCAUCAUGAAGCGAGGACGAAGCUCUAUGACGACUGUCUUUACGUUAUCUACGCUCUGCCUUUGCUAGCCGGCGGCGAUGGAUAUCGAGUCCGGAGCAGAGCCAUUCUGAGAACCCCCGGGACCGGAAAGACGGUCGUCGACCUCGAAAUCGAACGUAGUGAACAAGUCGCCCACGAGGGCUACUUCGACGAAUACGCCUUCCAACAAAGCGAAGCCGGGCUCACACCCAACGGCAACGACGAAGCCUCCACCCUGCCCGACCCUAUCAGCCGCCUCGUGACCGACGCCAAGAAUUUCGCCGAGAUGUUCGUCUUUUCCUACGGCGUCGUGGUGUUCUGGAACUUCACCGAGACCCAGGAGCGCGACAUCCUCGCCGACCUCACCUUCGCCGAGAACGACACGGGUGUCGCACUCCUCACCCGCCCGCUCGACCAGGUCGACUACGAGACCGAGGAGUUCCACUUCGAGUACAGCCCGGACGCGAGGAGGCCGCGCAUCUUUAACGAUAUGAUUACGCUGCUGCCGCGGUUCGAUCAUAUGAUCAAGCUUACGAUUAGCCAUGCUAUUGCGCAGAGUACAAAGUUGUGCUUUUUCGAGGAGAGGAUGUCGGAGACGAUGUUGGAUGCGCAGCAUGUCCCCAAGGAUUUGGCGCUUACGGGGGAGCUGACGAUGGGGAGGACGGAGAUUGUGAAGAUUUUGGGGCAGCUCUUUAAGAGUCGCGUAGAUAUUAAUCUCUCCUCCAACAUGCUCGACGUGCCCAACUUCUUCUGGGACGCCGAACCCACCCUCCACCCCCUCUACGUCGCCAUCCGCGAAUACCUCGAGAUCGACCACCGCAUCAAGGUCCUCAACGAGCGCUGCCGCGUCUUCCUCGACCUCGCCGAGAUCCUGUCCGACUCCGUCGCCGACUCCAAGAUGAGCCACAUCACAUGGAUCAUCAUCAUCCUCAUCGCCGUCAGCAUCGUCGUUACCGUCACCGAGGUUUUUCUCCGCUUCGCUAUUCUGGAGAAGUCGAAGCGGGAGGGCGGGGCGGGGGGCACGAGUGUAAAUUUGACGGGUGUCCGGGCGCUGGGUGUCGAGGGGGUAGAUUUUGGACAAGGGCGUCCCACGGUGAAGGUCCUUGGGGCUGGGCAAGGUGACGAGAGGGAGAGGGCCAUGGAUGACGUGAGGAGGUUGUUGGAUGGGAUGACGGUCGAGGAAGUGAGGAGGUGGAGGGCUGUUUUGAGUGAGGAGCAGAUGGAGGGUAUUUGUGGCGGUUAUCAUUCCGAGUUGAAGGAGUUGUGA